Molecule: messenger RNA, 736 nt
Organism: Saccoglossus kowalevskii
Lineage: Eukaryota; Metazoa; Hemichordata; Enteropneusta; Harrimaniidae
Product: glutathione S-transferase 3, mitochondrial-like
Cellular component (GO): nuclear envelope; membrane; endoplasmic reticulum
Molecular function (GO): glutathione transferase activity; glutathione peroxidase activity
Source: RefSeq, a predicted model, not a curated record
GUCAGUAGAGGGCCAUUCAAAGCUGUCAUUGGCGUACACACCUGGACACGAAAGACAGGCUUACUUUACAGCUCCUAAGCACGUAGAACUCCAAACUGAUUUCACCAUGCCUGUAAUGUCAAAACUACCCGAUGAAUUCGGUUAUGUGGUCUUAACCGGUGUUGCUAGUUGGUUCCUAGUAGGGUUCAUGGCACACAAAGUGAGCAAAGCUCGUAGAGAAUAUGGUGUUGAAUACCCCACUAUGUAUAGUGAUGAAGAGCCAAUGUUUAACUGCAUUCAGAGAGCUCAUCAAAAUACGUUGGAGGUGUAUCCGUCUUAUUUAUUCUUCCUUACAUUUGCUGGAUUGCAGUAUCCUCGAACAGCGACUGGCUUUGGUUUGUUAUGGAUAGCAAGUCGAUGCAGCUUUGCAAGUGGAUACUACACAGGAGAUCCAAAGAAGCGCCAUCGUGGAAUCUAUGGUGUGCCAGUAUUCCUGGGUCUUAUGGGUAUGACCAUUUCAUUUGCGGCUCAUCAGUUGGAUUGGGUGUAAAUUAUUCCUAUCAUUUUUAAUAAUAUACAUGCUUAUUACAAGAUGUAUACUUGUGUUCAGGUGAAAUUACGCAAUUCAGGAAAUCCUGUUUUCAUACAUUAAUAAAGUGAAUGAAAUGAUAAACAAUUUGUACUAAUGUACUGUAUUUUUUCUGUCGUCAAGCAAAAUGCACAAGGACCAAUAAAUGCUUGUUUUUUCGCUACUGUG